GCCGAUAUACAUCACUUCCGACUCUGAUGACGUUGGUCGUCCUCCUCGGUUCCUGUUUGAGGUUCCUCCAUUCAAAGAGAUAACUGUCCGUAAAAAGAUAACGCGUUAGUAAUUGAUUUAGUAGGUCGCAUAUACCGUAACCGGUGACGAAAGCUUUCAUUAUAGACCGUUAUGGAGACUUCCGGAAACUCUCACAAGAAACCGAAGCUGAGCAACGCGUCCAGCGAGAAUUGGGGAAUGCAGAGGGCGACUAAUGUGACCUACCAGGCUCACCAUGUCAGCAGGAACAAGCGUGGUCAGGUGGUGGGGACGAGAGGGGGCUUCCGUGGAUGCACUGUUUGGCUCACAGGUCUGUCUGGGGCUGGGAAGACCACGGUGAGCAUGGCCCUGGAGGAGUACCUGGUGUGCCACGGCAUCCCCUGCUACUCGCUGGAUGGAGACAACAUCCGUCAGGGUUUAAACAAGAACCUGGGCUUCAGCCCUGAGGACCGCGAGGAGAACGUCAGGCGUAUAGCCGAGGUGGCCCGCCUGUUCGCCGACGCAGGGCUCGUUUGCAUCGCCAGCUUCAUCUCUCCCUACGGACGGGAUCGUGUGAACGCCAGGAAGAUCCACGAGGCUGCAAGCUUGCCCUUCUUCGAGGUGUUUGUGGACGCGCCGCUUGACGUGUGUGAACAGAGAGACGUCAAGGGCCUCUACAAGAGAGCCAGGGCUGGAGAGAUCAGAGGUUUCACUGGGAUAGACUCGGAGUAUGAGAAACCAGAGGCCCCAGAGCUGGUGCUGAAGACUGACACCUGCAGUGUCAACGAGUCUAUACAGCAGCUCAUUGACCUGCUACAUGAGAAGGAUAUAGUGCCGGUGGAUGCUUCCUAUGAAGUGAAGGAGCUGUACGUAGUGGAGAACAAGUUGGACCUGGCCAAGACGGAUGCUGAAACACUACCUGCUGUGCAGAUUGGAAAGGUGGACAUGCAGUGGGUUCAGGUGCUUGCUGAGGGCUGGGCCACCCCUCUGAACGGCUUCAUGAGGGAGAGGGAGUUCCUGCAGUGUCUCCACUUUGACUGUCUGCUGGACGGUGGCGUCAUCAACCUGUCUGUGCCGGUGGUGUUGCCGGUGUCGGGGGCGGACAAGGAGCGUCUGGACGGCGUCACGGCCAUGGCCCUGGUGUACGAGGGCCGCCGUGUGGCCAUCCUCCGCAACCCCGAGUUCUACGAGCACCGCAAGGAGGAGCGCUGCGCCCGCCAGUGGGGCACUACCUGCAAGGACCACCCCUACAUCAAGAUGGUAAUGGAGAGUGGAGACUGGCUGGUAGGAGGAGACCUGCAGGUCCUGGACAAGAUCAGCUGGAACGACGGCCUGGACCAGUACAGACUCACCCCCACUGAGCUCAAACACAAGUUCAAGGAGAUGAAUGCAGACGCCGUGUUUGCCUUCCAGCUGCGUAACCCGGUGCACAACGGCCACGCCCUCCUCAUGCAGGACACCCACAAGCGUCUGAUCGAACGGGGCUACCGCCGGCCCGUCCUACUGCUGCACCCGCUGGGCGGCUGGACCAAGGACGACGACGUGCCGUUGGAGUGGCGCAUGAAGCAGCACGCCGCCGUGCUGGACGAGGGCGUGCUGAAACCCGAAAACACCAUCGUGGCCAUCUUCCCGUCGCCCAUGAUGUACGCCGGCCCCACUGAGGUGCAGUGGCACUGCCGAGCACGAAUGGUGGCCGGCGCCAACUUCUACAUCGUGGGUCGCGACCCGGCGGGCAUGCCCCACCCAGCCACGGGCAAGGACCUGUACGAGCCAACGCAUGGGGCUAAAGUCCUCACCAUGGCGCCUGGACUCAUCACCCUGGAAAUUGUACCCUUCAAGGUGGCCGCCUACAACAAAGCCAAGAGGGCCAUGGACUUCUAUGACCCCAAGAACCAUCAAGACUAUGACUUCAUCUCAGGGACACGGAUGCGUAAGAUGGCUCGCGAAGGACAGAACCCGCCGGAAGGCUUCAUGGCCCCCAAAGCCUGGGCUGUACUGGUGGAGUACUAUCAGUCCCUGGAGAAGGCUACCUAAGGUCAAAGGUGGUCAAAGGUCAAAAUGGGGAACAUCAGGGUCGUAUUCAUUAGGGGACACCAUAGCAAAACUUUUUCAAACGUUUCUCACCAAGAAAAACGAAAAACAAGCGGUUGUCAUUGGACAAGUCCAGAUAGUCCCUCCCUGCUUCAGUCUGUUUCCCUCUGUUUGGUGCCUAAUGAAUACGACACAGCUAUCUCCUCUAAAACAGUUAAAAGAUUAAUACGGGGACCACUCAACAGCUAUAGCUAUCGUUCCUUCCCUGCGCUGUGGCUCGUCUCCAGAUGUCCCUCUCCAACCUCCAACGCACACACCUCUCCUCUAUUCUCCCCUUCUCCUGUAUUCUCACCUCUCCUCUAUUCUCCUGUAUUCUCUACUUUCCUCUCCCCUCUCCUCUAUUCUCCCCUCUCCUCUAUUCUCCCCUCUCCUCUAUUCUCCUCUAUCCUCUCCUCUAUUCUCCUCUAUCCUCUCCUCUAUUCUCCCCUCUCCUCUCCUCUAUUUUCCCCUCUCCUCUCCUCUAUUUUCCCCUCUCCUCUCCUCUAUUUUCCCCUCUCCUCUCCUCUAUUCUCCUCUAUAUUCUCCUCUAUUCUCCUCUAUCCUCUCCUCUAUUCUCCCCUUCUCCUGUAUUCUCACCUCUCCUCUAUUCUCCUGUAUUCUCUACUUUCCUCUCCCCUCUCCUCUCCUCUAUUCUCCUCUCCUCUAUUCUCCCCUAUUCUCCUCUCUCCUCUCCUCUAUUCUCCUCUAUCCUCUAUCCUCUCCUUCUCCUGUAUUCUCUCCUCUACUUUCUUCUCCCCUCUCCUCUCUCUCGUUCUGCUGCUACUGCCACUGGGCUUCAGUCUUACCACACUGAGUAUGUACUUUAUUUAAACUCACCAUUAGAAAUUGUUUUCUCUAAUUGUGCAACUAUCAGUAUUUUUAAAUGUGUUUUAAACUGGAAGUGGGUUCAAAUGUUCAUUUUAAAAGGUGUGAAGAGGCAAAGAUUGUCUUUUUUUAGAGAAUGAUGCAAAAAGGUUCCUCGUUAUGUAACAAGAUGUGGUUUAGUUGAGGAUGAAUACAUGUAGGAAGUCAAUGCCCCUCUUGGUGAUGUUUCCUAGAACUCUGACCGUGUCCAUGGCUAACGUGAUCAUAUUGAUUCUUUUGAGUUGGGCUUUGUCCAUUUGUCCCCGUGCACACUUCACAUAAGUUACUGGAAAGCGUAGACUAAUUUAGUGAUCUUAAAACAAGCCAUCGCUGUGUAGCUGCAGUGUGUGGGUAACUGUCCUCGGAGGUUGUUGGCCUGACUGGAACUGUGGUUUGAAUUGGAGUUUGAGGUCAAGUUGAGUGCCUUGUCUUUGUCAAUCGUUCUCACACAGAGACAUUGCAUUCCCGCACACACACACACACACACACACACACACACACACACACACACACACACACACACACACACACACACCUGUUCAUUCUCCUACUUGCCUCUGUUAGGUUAAAGAGGUCCAAUAGAUCCAGGAAACGAUCUGCAAAGCAGAUGAGACCGGAACUAAUGACUAAACCUUUAGAAAUACUUCCUGUUUUACCAUCAGCUUUAUUUCUCCAUACUGAUAAAUGAUGUGUUAUCUUUUUACUUUGAUGUAGCAUGUAGUGAAGUGUUUACCACCUAUGACUGUUUUAGGGAACUGUCUGUAUUUAUGCUUUUAGUUGAUGUUUAUCACACAGGAGGUUGGUGGCAUCUUACUUGGGGAGGACAGGCUGGUGGUAGUGAUUGGAGCAGGAUAGGUGGAAUGGUGUUCCAUUUGUUUUAUUCCAGCCAUUAUUAUGAGCUGUACUCCCCUCAGCAGCCCCCUGUGGGUCUGUCACUAUAUAUUUUUUAGUUUGUUGGCUAGUUUUAAUAUUCUUUGUACUGAGUUAUAAUAUUUUCCAUUUGGUUACUACUGUACAAACAUGGGUCUGCUCUGCCAGUAUGGCCGGAAGAAAAGAUAUCGGUUUAUAUAUUAUUGUCCAUGUUCUCCAAUAAACCGUUUUUAGCAAAUGGA
Messenger RNA from Salvelinus fontinalis (brook trout), 4064 nucleotides. RefSeq names its product 3'-phosphoadenosine 5'-phosphosulfate synthase 1 (gene papss1). Gene Ontology annotation, biological process: 3'-phosphoadenosine 5'-phosphosulfate biosynthetic process; sulfate assimilation. The record is from RefSeq and is a predicted model, not a curated record. Gene Ontology annotation, molecular function: adenylylsulfate kinase activity; sulfate adenylyltransferase (ATP) activity; ATP binding. Bases 172 to 2052 code for a protein of 626 amino acids. The transcript is spliced from 12 exons. NCBI's taxonomy places the organism in Eukaryota, Metazoa, Chordata, Actinopteri, Salmoniformes, Salmonidae.